Molecule: messenger RNA, 1671 nt
Organism: Nilaparvata lugens (brown planthopper)
Lineage: Eukaryota; Metazoa; Arthropoda; Insecta; Hemiptera; Delphacidae
Gene: Lsd-2
Product: lipid storage droplets surface-binding protein 2
Exons: 5
Coding region: 259-1068 (269 amino acids)
Biological process (GO): lipid storage; positive regulation of triglyceride storage
Cellular component (GO): cytosol; lipid droplet
Source: RefSeq, a predicted model, not a curated record
GUUGAUAUCGAUAUGAUUGUUUCUGCUCGUGCGACUCACGGCUCACGAUCGUUCCACUCACGAUAGCGAUAGCGAAGCAAACGAUUGUCAUUGUCAGUCAUUCAUUUGUCAUUAUUACUCAUUUUUGUCCUUGAAGAAAGUUCUUCUUUGCCAUAUUUUUAAUAAUCUUUCAUUUGGUGCUGUAAUUAGAUUACUUUGAGGUUGUGAUCUUAGAAACUACGUACCUACUUUUUAAUUCUCGAAUAUUCAACAAAUAAAAUGUUGGUUGAAGGAGUACCCUCAGCAAUGCCUCAUUUGGAGGUUGUCAACAAAUUAUGGACAUUUCCAGUGGUGGAAAGUGCCUGGAACACAUCUUCCAGCAUGUACGGCCGUGUCAAGGGCUACAAUAGCCUCACAAACUGGACUCUCAACACGGCCGAAGGUGCAAUGCAGCUGGCUUUCGAACAGGUUGCGCCGAUUGUGGUGAAACGAUUUGAGCAGCCGAUCCAAGCGGUUGAUGGAAAGCUGUGUGCAGGCUUGAACAAGCUGGAGGAGAAAGUGCCCCUAGUGAAGGAGCAACCACAACAGGUGUAUGAAAAGGCGAAGACGUAUGCAGUGGCUAGCAUCCAGCCGGCCGUUGACGCUGUGCAGGCACGUCUGCAGCAGGCGAAGAGUGUGAACGUGCGCUCUCUCAAAGACCUGUCCUAUUCGAAAGCCAACGAACUGUUGACGUCUCAGUACGGCAACCUGGCCCUGGCCGGACUCGACACCACAACCGGAAUGGCCGAACGGUGUCUCGACUAUUAUCUGCCAGCUCUCGAUCAACAAGACGAACAAUCCCACUUGCAUUCGAACCUGGAGUGUGACGACAAAGUGUCGCACACACUGCACACUGUUGGAGUGCUCUCGAACAAGGUGGGCCGCAGGGUCUACUACAACGUGAGCCACCAUCUCACCCAGAUCAACCAAAAGAACAUCGCUGACUACCUCAGCUCUCUCUACCUCGUCAUUCAGCUCACCGAAUUUCUCAACGCUAUCAACAAGAAGGUCGAAGAACGCACCAGAAAUGAAACACCUCAACAGUCUUGAAAUGUAUUCUGUACAUGCUCAACAUUCCAAAUAUAAUUAUAUCUAUACAAAUCCUUUAUAUAUUAAUCGUAAGUCAAUUUUAUAUGGUUAUAUUCAAUGUGUCUCAAUAUUACAGACACCUCAUUUGGAAAGGGAAUCUAUUUAUAAGUAAAAGGUAAUGGUUAGAAUAUAUCUUCCAACAGAAAAUAUACUGUGCCUAAAUUUUCUAUCUCAGUCACUUGAUUUGAAAAGAGAAUAUAUAUUUAUAAAAAGGUAGUGGUUGAAAUAGAAAUAAAUAAUCUUCCAAGAGAAAAUUAAUAGUUGUGCCUAAAUUUAUAUUUUUACAAAUUUCAUUAACUAUCUAUUAAUCUUCUUGUUGUACGAGACAUGUAAUCAAAGUCUGAUGAUAAUUUAUCUCAUUCCUAUUAUACUGUUCAUACUAAGCAGUAUAUAUUAAUUAUUCAUAUAGUAAAUUAAUGUCUGUAAAGUAAUUUCCUACAUAAACAAUGAGUCUGAGGUAUUUUCUUGGGAAGUGCUAUUUCAAAAUUAAAUUCAGUUACCAAGUCUCUUCAUCAUGUAUUUUGUAAUUCUACCAUUUUCAAUAAAUAAUAUAUAUUAUAUCGU